This is a messenger RNA of Drepanopeziza brunnea f. sp. 'multigermtubi' MB_m1, 1794 nucleotides long. RefSeq lists its product as uncharacterized. NCBI's taxonomy places the organism in Eukaryota, Fungi, Ascomycota, Leotiomycetes, Helotiales, Drepanopezizaceae. Gene Ontology annotation, cellular component: COG complex. Gene Ontology annotation, biological process: intra-Golgi vesicle-mediated transport. The record is from RefSeq and is a predicted model, not a curated record.
AUGCGACGCACCUCGGAUCUAUCGACACUUGAAGUUGAAGCUCGUAAGAGAUUCUUGGAAGUCGGUCAAGGAGGCGGUGCCGGUGUCAGCGAUGGACAGCUGCUCGAGGGCCUCAGAGUAAAAGACACAGAGUCCCAGCUCUCGGACUCCAAUACCAACUGUCGGGCCCGCGAAUUCACAGUCGAUCGAGACGAAUCAUGUUGGCGGCGCUCUGGAGGACUCGGGGAGCAGGCCAAAGCCCUUUUGAAGCAGAUGAAUUUUAGAGCGCAGUUUCCUGGAAGCGAGUGCGACCGUGGGCGCGGAGCUCAUCCGCCCCUGGUCGGCCUCCAUGGCAGUGGGUCACAAGGCCACAAGGCUGAAGCCGCAACUCAGCCCAACUUCUACUCUCUGCCCAGCUCAACACCCCAUCCCCAAGACAAAUACACAGCCGUCCCGCGGUACGAUACCAUGGCCGACGCCGACGAUGCCUCCUACAUCGACUACGAGGCCUUCCUCGACCCGGCCUUCUCGCCUGCGCUGUUCGCCAACAGCCUUGUCCUCACCACCAACAACCCCACUGAUACGCCCCUCGACCUCUCCACGCCGCUGUCCCGGGUGCUCUUUGACGCACAGGAAAUUAACACGCACAUUGACGCCCUCACCACGAAAAGCGCCCUUCCCCUGCUCUCCCAUACCCAAGAACAGACCGCGUCCAGCGGGCGGAUCGUGCAGGAGAUCGACUCGCAGGUCGCGAGUUUGAACGAUGGCUACAAACGACUCGAGAAGGAGGUCCUGGUGCGCUACGAGACAGCCGAAGAAGUGCGCGCCGUCGCAGCGAGGUUGUGGGAGACGGUCCGGCUAGGGAGAUCGGUUGGGCGGUGUCUGCAACUGGGACGCCAGCUGGAGAUCCAGCUGGCUGAGGUGGUAGGCACAGGAAAUCCGGUGAAGGUGCCGGGGCAGAAGGAGGACCACAGAGCUCUGGUACGGUGUUCGAACACGCUGCUCAGCUUGCGGGAUCUGUUCUCAAAGAAGGCGGAAGGGGAAGAGGGCUAUGGGCUGGAGAAGGUCGAUGUUGUGCGGACGUUGCGAAACAACACCAUCAACGAUGCCGAACGGUCGAUCCUCACCAAGUCCCAACAAAUAGUGCGGGAGUUCUCGAUGAGCACUCUAUCAUCCGGAUCCAAUACGGCCACUUUCGCGCAGACUACGGACACGAAAGCCAGGACCACGUCGGCCCUGCUAUCUCUAUAUCUACUCUCGCCGGUUCCCGAUACGAAAAAGACGGACAGGUGGGAGCCGCAACUUCUGAUCAAUACGCUGCAGGAAUACCUCCGCACGGCGCUCACAUCUUCUCUGGCCUCACUUGCGAGAGCUCUCGCCACCCUACCCAAUCUCGAUCGAACCCUCCUCGAGGUCUCCGCCCGCUGCCAGAACAUCCUCGCACUGGAAUCGCUGCUCUCAACCACUAGCCCGCCAUCACAUCCAACUCUCCCCGCGUCUCUGGCGCCCAUAAAUUUUCUACAGCCCCUCUUGUCGAGUCUGGAAACGGGCAGUCUGGCAAGCUACUUCUGGCGGACGCUGGCGGGAGGACUGACGACCAAGACGAUGGAGAUUGUGAACAAAGGUGGUGUAAGUGCACGGACGUUGAGGAGCAAUAAGAACAGUGUACGGGAUGCUAUUCGGGGCUGUGUUGUGAGGGGUAGUACGCCGCCAGCGGGUAUCAGUGCGAAGACGAAGGGGGGGGAUGUCGAGCGGGCUUGGGAGAGGGAGAUUGCUGUGAUGGUGGGGAGUGUGGUUGGAGCGUUAGGGAGGUGA